UCGAUGUUUCAGUAUCGAUGACCGGAUCGUAAUUUUUCCUAAUAUAAUAUUUUUAACAAAGUAAGCGUGGAUUGUUCGGUAUUAAUCCGCUCUUCGUGUGUCGUUCCUAUCUUUCUGUGCGUCCUAAUCCCCUCCAGCUAGUUGGCGCUGCUCGCGAUGGUGUCCAAGAACCAAUUCCAGCAGAACCGGGCCAUGCAGCCGCAGCAGUACCCCCAGCAGCAACAACAGUAUCAGCAGUACCCGCAACAGCAGCAGCAGCAGCAAAAUCCCCAUCCGCAGCAGCGCAAUAACCAGAACAACAACAACAAUAAUAAUAACAAUAAUCCCCGUGCAGCUGCAGCUCCGUAUAGGAAACCAUUCCGUCCGGGCAACAACAAUGGCUCCGGACCCGGUGGAAAUGAAUAUGGAAACGGGAAUGGGAAUGGAAACGGGAACGGGAAUAGUAACAGUGGCAAUGGCAACAGCCAGAUGAUGUUCUCCUCCAGCCAAAUGCCCAGUGAUCCCCUGUACAUAGACUUCAACAGUCCAGCACCGGGAAACAACCAAAAUCAAGGCGACGGUCUGAAGAAGAAGCCUCUGAAGGGCAUCAAACAGCAACAGCAGCAGCAUCCCAAUCCCAACCAGCAGCAGGGCAGGAUGAACAACCAGAACAACAAGCAGAUGAACCAGCAGCAGCCUUUCAAUAACCAGAUGAACGGAGGCGACUGGCAGCGCUUUCCGGGCAACAAUCCCAACCAGAAUCGCGGAGGCUUUAAUGGGUUCCAACGCGGACCCCCACCGAAUCGGCCGCCUGGACGCCACAUGAUGGGUCCGCCAAUGGGCCCCAUGGGACCCGGACCACGAGGCCCCGGACCCAUGGGCCCUUACCCGCAGAUGCCUUUCCAACCGCCAAUGCCCGGGAUGCGUGGACCACAUCCGAUGCCGCCCAUGGGUGGGCCCCCGCCGCCUCCACCGCCGCACUUUAUGCGUCGCAACGGGCCCGGUCCGGGUCCCAUGAUGGGUGGCCCACCGCCCAUGCAUAUGAUGGGUCCGCGGAUGCCGCCGCGUGGCAUGCCACCGGGUGGUCCCUUCGGGCCAAUGAACAUGAACGGCGGCCGGAUCACGAAGCCCAAUCCCAAGCUGAUCAAGCAGGCGGUCAAGGGGAAGAGCAGCAUCAAGACGCUGAAGAACCUGAUCAACCAGUACCCCAUCGACAAGCCCUGGGUCACGGACGAGAUACGCGCCGAGCACGCCAAGAAGGUGGACAUCGAGGACCGGCUGAAGGGACACAAGGACGACGAGCUCUUUGCCCAGUACAAGGGGCAGCGAGACAAGUUCGUGGGCCUCUACGAGGCAGCGCGGGAGGAGUAUCUCAAGCAGGAGGCUGCUAGCGUCAAGGCCAAGGAUGCCAAGUCAGACAAAGACAAAAACGCAAAUUCAGAUCAGAGCGCCGCCCCUAAGGCCGGAAGCGCUGAAGAUGCAACAAUUCCAAAUCCCUAGGCAGCCAAUGCAACCGAAACCGAAUACCGAAUCAAAUCGAAUCGAACCGAAUCAAGAUCAGGUCGACUCACAGAACAGAAAGUAAAACUAAAACUAAAAUUAAAACGUAAAACAUAAAACAUAAAGAGCAGUUCAGAACUAAUAGUAAAGAAAAAAGAGAGAUAAGCGAGCAAGAGCAAGAGUCUGACAAUUGAAGACGUAUAGAACUCAAGACCCCGACUCGAUAUCGGAUAUAUACACCGGAUAUAUCCUCCCGAGGAGGUGCCAUUGUCACACGUUGCUUUUGCGACUGAGAACUGAGCUUAAUUACGAUAAUAUUGAAACAAAGAAAAACUAAAAAACAACCCCAGCGAUGAUCAUGUGGGAGAAAUUCUAAAGACAAAGAUUAUGAUAAUGAAUAUCGCAUAACGAUUCACCAUUUUAACGAUGAUUGUUAAUUGUGACCGUAACGUAACGUAGAGUAUUGAAUUGUAACCGUAACGUAACAGUUUCCCUAUUGAAAACAAACAACCUUUUCUUCAAUUCUAAGCUGCAGCAAUAUCAAUUAUUUGUACACAUAAUUAUACACCCUUAGCUACAUAUAUAUGCAUAUAUAUUGAUUAUAUAUAAUUAAUAUUUAAUAUUCACUGCCCGGUUGCUUGGGACGCAGCAUUAUGGAUCAGAGAGACCGGACUCCAAGCAGCCGGGCAAAAAUCACUCUGUAAGCCUUGGAUUACACCACUUGAUUGUAUUUUUAAAUUAAUUCUUAAAAACUACAAAUUAAGAUCACUCUGUGAACGUGUUCUCGAUGGUGUGCAUCUACGGAUUUGUUUUUGUGUUCUUUUUUCCUGAAACCCGUGCCCGUGCCCCUGACCCCUGACCCCUGACCCCUACCCUGUUCCCUUUUCUCCCUACCAAUAGUAGAUUUGUAAUGCUCUAGAUCUUGUGGACCUAUUUCCACCUGACAAGUAACCUUAAAGUAGCCACUAAUAGCGAAAAAGUAGCAAGUAAUUGUAGGACCCAUUAUAGCCCCAACUUAAAACCAGUUAACACCAAUCCCUCGAUAAGUAAUAAUUUCCUGGCUUUAAAACUGAGAGAAAAAAGGAAAGGCACAAAUAAUUCUUCUCUGGUUAAAUUUAGCGUUCACAUUAAACACAUUAAGAGCCUUUGAUAUAGCACCAAUUUGCAUACAAACCAAUCAGUUAACAGCAAUCCCCAAUAAGCAAUAACUUAACUGGCUUUAACGUCAGAGGAGUAACAAAUAAUUAUAAGGCACAAUUUAGCAACCAUAGGUCAAGGUUAGUACUCGCAUUAAUCGUGGUAAUACCCAAUUGGCUUUAAAGUAGAAUUCACGUAAUCAGUGGGGAGAAACUUAACCCUCAGGUAGUUAAAAAACAAAAUGGUAAAUAGGGAUAUUAAGACUAAAUAUUUUAGCAAACGCCACUUUGACCUUGCUUGUCAGGUGAUUUUGGGCCCAACUGUUAGUUGAUACCUAAUGAAAACUCCAACAUCCCCCCAAGCCCCCUCAAGAAUGAAGAAUACUGCAGAAUAAAGAGAGAUUUCCAACAAAAACAAAAUUA
Molecule: messenger RNA, 3038 nt
Organism: Drosophila rhopaloa
Lineage: Eukaryota; Metazoa; Arthropoda; Insecta; Diptera; Drosophilidae
Gene: fs(1)K10
Product: DNA-binding protein K10
Exons: 2
Coding region: 157-1479 (440 amino acids)
Source: RefSeq, a predicted model, not a curated record